AUGGCCAGCUUCGCUGCUCAGCUCAAGGACAGGUUCCUCGGCCUCGUCGACCGCGUCACCGGCUGGGGCGGCUGCGGCACCGGCGCCGGCAGAGACAAGGAUGUGCCAGAGGCCACCAACGUGCCAAAUGUCCAGCAGGUCCUGCUCCAGAAUCAUCUCGCCUCCCAGUUUCUUGUCGAUUGUUAUUGGUACAAAAGGUUUUGCUUAGGUUACUGA
This is a messenger RNA of Miscanthus lutarioriparius, 216 nucleotides long. NCBI's taxonomy places the organism in Eukaryota, Viridiplantae, Streptophyta, Magnoliopsida, Poales, Poaceae. The record is from the annotation of a GenBank genome assembly.